AUGAAUAACGGUUUAGCAGAUUCGUCGCUUGAAGUUCUCGAUUUUCCUGGUGUUUUAACUCGAAAUAAUUGUUACAAAUCGAAGCGAAUAGCAGUGGAUGAUAAAAAGUGCAGGAAUAAGCCUGCUAUUAUAUCAAAAAUCCAGGUGGUUGCUGGGGACCUACCUGUAACUCUAUCCCCAAGUGAUUCUAUGGUGAAAGGGUCAGAUACAUUUGAUACGGUGUCCGCGUCUCCCGAUGCGCAUGAUACUUCGAGCCCGGUGGUACAUGCGAUAAGUUUACAAUCCGGGCUUAAAGCGAUCCCAAGGAUGAUAAAUAAAAUGUGCUUUCAAGGCAAAGUAAUUGCUCGAUACCUAUCAAGAAAGGAAACAGCCCUCUCCACACGCGGCGGGGGUAAGUUCUGCAAUAUCUCGGUUAUCAGUGUCUAUGCUCCAACGCUGUCGGCAGAUGACCGUGAUAAAGACACGUUCUAUGCGGAACUUCAACUGCUAACAAAGUCUCUACCGAAACGUAACAUGAUCAUAAUCGGGGGAGGCUGGAAUGCUCGCGUAGGUAAUAAUGCAGCUGCGAUGACCUCAACAAUUGGCAAAUAUGGCAUCGAAGAUCGGUGUGCCAAUAGGGAACGUUAUGGCGAAGAGCAUGAACUUUUUGUUACUAGUGCUUACUUCCGGCAUCAUAGAAAACAUCUAGUCACGUGGAACUCCCAGGAUAACCAACACUUCAACUAG
This is a messenger RNA of Dracunculus medinensis (Guinea worm), 726 nucleotides long. The record is from the annotation of a GenBank genome assembly. Lineage: Eukaryota; Metazoa; Nematoda; Chromadorea; Rhabditida; Dracunculidae.